AUGAAUAAUCCCCCUGAUCUUGUAUCUUCGUCGUGCGAUUUUUAUUUAUGUGAUGUUCAAAAAAUCUAUGAAGAAAAAAUUUAUACAUUAGAACGACAAUAUAAACUUGAAUUGGAUACAAUGCGUGCUGAUAAAGAACUGCUCCUAUGUCAAAUUGUGGAAUUAAAAAAUAAACUAUGUGAACUUGAAACGAACUGUCAAUGUUCUAAAAAAAAUGUUAACGCAAACGAAUUAACCUUUGAUUCACAAUCAAUUAUCAAAAAUCAGAUUAUGUCAUUGGAUGAAAACAUGCUUGAGUUAACUUCAAAAACGAGUCAAAACACCAUUACGAAUUAUAUGCACUCAAACUAUCAAGAACAACUGCGUUUAGUUCAAAAUCAACAUCAAAAUGAAGUGAAAACUUUUCUUGAUAAAUUAGAUUUAACAGUUCAACAAGCCACAAGUGAAUUAUAUACAAUAAUAAGAAAUUUACAAAAAGAAAAUGACAAAUCGAUUGUCGAUUAUUGUGCAUCCAAUUCAGUAGGAGAAAUGAUCAAACAAAUACUCAACACGUAUUUAACUAACAGCUGGCAUUCAAUCCAAGCUCUAAGAAAACUGCAUCAAACAGAAAUUUGUGAAGCCCUUCAUCUAUACGAAACACACAUAAGAUCUAUUCUAAAUCACACUCCAUUAGUAGCAAUGGAAAAUGACAAACAAAUUCGUGCGUCCGAUUUGCAAUUAAAAGAAGAUCUUGAAAAGCCAAAGAUAUGUUUAGAGCGUCACAUCGAUCAUUUAAACAAAACUCAAACGAUCGAAAAGGAAAAAUUGCUCAAUGAAAUUUAUGAUAUGAUUGUUAAACACAAAACCGAUAUCGAGUGGUUGGUACCAAACACAGUGAAUUCAACUUCAAGUGAUCAACGAAUCGACGAUCAUUUCACUGACGACAAAGUUAAUUUAAAUCAAAAGAAAAUAUCCUAUUUUGAAGAGCAAUUAGAGCAUUUGGAUGUAAAAUUGGUAUCAAUCAUUCAUACAUUGUAUGUAAAAUACAAAGAAAAUUUACAAGACUUGAACGAUAGUUUUUGUCUAAAAAUGAAAUAUUUAGAAGAUGAACAUGAAACAUGUCUGCAAAAACAAGAAGAAAAAUACAGGACAGAGCUGGAAAACUUAAAAACGAAGUUUAAAUGUGAAAUGAAGAAAAGUAAUCAUUUGAAUUUAAGCACUGAAGCUUUUUAUGGUGCUUGUUGUCGUUAA
Messenger RNA from Didymodactylos carnosus, 1230 nucleotides. The record is from the annotation of a GenBank genome assembly. Lineage: Eukaryota; Metazoa; Rotifera; Eurotatoria; Philodinida; Philodinidae.